Molecule: messenger RNA, 1611 nt
Organism: Salvia splendens (bonfire salvia)
Lineage: Eukaryota; Viridiplantae; Streptophyta; Magnoliopsida; Lamiales; Lamiaceae
Exons: 3
Coding region: 208-1545 (445 amino acids)
Source: RefSeq, a predicted model, not a curated record
UCGCGAAAAAUUCAUUCAUCCCAUUCAUGGCCGCCAAUUGAUAGGAGACUGGGAAAACCCCCACAUUCUUCGUCUCGUAGAACUGAGGCCCAAUUUUUUCUUCUACAAAUAAAGACUUUGUCUCUAUGCGAUGCCUGUGGAGAGAGGCAUGAUGGUUUCUUCUUCUCGUGCCAACAAUGUAAUUUCUGGAUUCAUCAAGACUGCAUCAUGCUGCCUACUGCUAUCACGCUCCCCUCUCGUCCUCUGUUGCCUCUGCUUCUCGUAUAUUCUAUUCCUGCCAAUUCCCGGUAUAGUGCGUGCAUCAUUUGCAACAAACCGUUGCUUCUUACCCAUAACGCCAUCUAUUUAUGUCCCCAAACCAUGGAGUUUUCUCACGUCAGAUGUGGACUCGACAAAAUUCAAUAUAAAAUAAGGCUACAGUUGAUCCAACUACCAGAUGACGACUUGGAGACGUUUCCAAGUUUAGAGAUCCGUACAUACUCGCAGAGAAACCAAGCUGGUGAUGAAGACAAGAAGCUUGCUGUCGAGAAUUUUCACAACCAUCCUUUGGUCCUAGUAGAUGAUCAUAAUUAUAAUUGCAAUUGCAAAAAACUAGUGUGUGAUAUAUGCAUACAAACUAUUACUAUUCCGUCUCCAUUUUACAGAUGCUCUCAACAAAGUGGCAGCUGCUCUUUCCUUGCCCAUAAAGUCUGUUUAGAGCUUCUCCCUAUUCUCAAGUUUGAGAACCCUGGUGAUGACUCCAGAGUAGUAUCAAAGGCACAACCUUGUUCGUACCCGAAUAAAUGGUUCUUCAGUUCAAUAUUUUUGUGUGUGGUGUGUUGUCUUCCUUGCAAUGGACCUUGCUACUUCUUUCCUGAGAAUUAUCAUCCUAUCUAUGAUAUCCCCUGGAUGGUUGAUCUGUCGUGCAUGGCUGCUCCAAGCAUUACAAAGCACAACUCACAUGGACAACACCUUCUCUUUCGCACCACCCGAUAUUCGCUGGCCUCUCCCAUCACUUGCUGUUCCCGGGGCUCCAGCAUUAAUGAUGUGUAUAGGUGCAGUACAUGUGAUUUCUACAUUCAUAUAAGAUGCGCCCUACUGCCAAAGAGGGUUCAUUUUCAUAAAUUCGAUCAACAUCCUCUGCAUUUGAUCACCACUGGUACUAGUGAUCAUGACAUCUGCGAGGUGUGUGAGGAAGAUAUAGAGUGCAAGUAUUGGUACUACCGAUGCGCUAAAUGUGACUACUCUUUCCACGUAAACUGCAUUCCCUCGCUUGGCUAUUUGUCCAAAGUCAAGUUUGGAGGCAAAUUUGAUAUUCCUUGUCACUCUCAUCCUCUCAACCUUACACGGAUGCUUACUUUCGGAAGAAAUGAGAGGUGUGGGUUUUGCGACCAAAUCAUUCCGGGAUUGGUAGAUCAAGCGGCCUUCUCCUGUUCACAAUGCAAUUAUUGGAUUCAUUUUUCUUGUGCAAGGGAUUCAUUCACAUCCUCUCACAUUCGUAGAUCCAAGGUUUUUGGGGAAAUCAAUGAUCAGGCGAUUUAUGAUUUCUUUGAAGUUAGAAGAUAAAUUGAUAGUAUAAUAUUGUAAUUGUGGAGGAGGUGAAUUUACUGUGUUUAAAAAACUAUACGUACU